Botrytis sinoallii is the source of this 888-nucleotide messenger RNA. RefSeq lists its product as uncharacterized. Bases 162 to 704 code for a protein of 180 amino acids. The record is from RefSeq and is a predicted model, not a curated record. The transcript is spliced from 2 exons. Lineage: Eukaryota; Fungi; Ascomycota; Leotiomycetes; Helotiales; Sclerotiniaceae.
CUGCAGGAGCAUCGUUGGUGCCAAGAUCCUUGUGUUAGUUUAUGCAUGUGAGAAGUUACUGUGCUCUGUUAAGAGAUUGGACUGCUAGAAAGACUAUUUAAUUGCCCACAAGUGUUCACUCCACUUUAACCACCAAGAGUAAAAUCUCUUCUAAAGCAAUCAUGCCUUCUGGCAAGCAUCGUCUCUAUAUCGCACUAUAUGUUCGUGGUGGCAAACCCACCAUGCCGGAGAAAGAAGAUACAUAUCAUUGGGGUUUAAUCGUCGGGCCUAAAAAAGAAGUUGAAGAUUCACGAGGAACGCGUUUUCACGCCAAGGAGUUUUUGUCCAAGUCGACUGGAAAAUCCGAAUUCAAGUACGAAGAGGUGUCUAUACCUCUUCUAGCAACGCAGAUGCUUUUGGUACGAGUGAUGAUUGCGAAAAUAGAAAAUUACGAUCGCAUGUUGCAGAUACUGCGGGCAAUUCCUAUUAGGAGUAAGGAUGAAGGUUGGAAUUGUGUGGGGUGGGUAAGAGAGGCAUUGGUGGAUUUGCAAAAUGACGGGAAAACUUUGGGCACAGCUGUAAUUGAAUGGGCUACGGUCCGAGACGCGGCGAUGAACUAUUGUCAGAGGAAGAAGGGCGAGCAUCGAUUUGACGGGGUGGUUGAAUGGAAGACGGAUAAAGCGGCCACAUUUGACUUGGUCGGUGGGAAGGAGGUAAUACCUUAGAGCCUUAUAAAUAACCUUUACAGAAAGGAGAUACAGAAGGUAGGAGGACAAUUACCUGCCAAGCUAUAUCAUUGUUCUUGUCUGUUUAGAUCAAUGAGAGACGCCCCGGUAUUGAAAGCAUUAUGAAUGUCCAACUUAUUUUAAACAUUCCAAUAAGCUCGGAUAUCCAAACCACUUUGAAAAC